Rhea pennata is the source of this 1000-nucleotide messenger RNA. RefSeq names its product protein O-fucosyltransferase 1 (gene POFUT1). The record is from RefSeq and is a predicted model, not a curated record. Gene Ontology annotation, biological process: protein O-linked glycosylation via fucose; regulation of Notch signaling pathway; Notch signaling pathway. Lineage: Eukaryota; Metazoa; Chordata; Aves; Rheiformes; Rheidae. Gene Ontology annotation, cellular component: endoplasmic reticulum. Gene Ontology annotation, molecular function: peptide-O-fucosyltransferase activity.
GGACGGCGCGGGCCCGCCUCCCUCCUCCGCCGCCAUGGCGGCGCCGCCGGUCGCCGUCCUCCUAGCGCUGCUGCCGCUUCUUGCGGGCGGCGGCGGCGCGGGGCCCGCCUGGGAACCCGCCGGUUACCUGCUCUACUGCCCCUGCAUGGGCCGCUUCGGGAACCAGGCCGAGCAUUUCCUGGGCGCCCUGGCCUUCGCCCGCGCCCUCAACCGCACCCUGGCCGUGCCUCCCUGGAUCGAGUACCGCCACCACCGCCCGCCCUACACCAACCUGCACGUUUCCUACGCGGAGUACUUUAAGCUGGAGCCUCUCCUCGAGUACCACCGCGUUGUCAGUUUGGAGGAGUUCAUGGAGCAGCUGGCGCCCACCCAUUGGCCUCCGGGCAAGCGAGUGGCUUACUGCUUCGAAGCAGCAGCUCAGAGAAGUGCUGACAAAAGCACUUGUCCCAUGAAGGAUGGAAACCCAUUUGGUCCAUUUUGGGAUCAGUUCAAAGUGGAUUUUGAUAAGUCUGAGCUCUUCAAGGGAAUUUCAUUCAGUUCCACGUAUAAGGACCAUUGGAUCCAAAGGUUUCCGCCCUCUGAGCAUCCUGUACUUGCCUUGCCUGGAGCUCCAGCCCAGUUUCCAGUCUUAGAGGAGCAUCGACCUCUGCAUAAGUAUAUUGUGUGGUCUGACGAAAUGGUGAAGAAAGGAGAAUCCUAUAUUCAUUCUCUCCUGGUUAGGCCCUACAUAGGAAUCCAUCUGAGGAUCGGCUCUGACUGGAAAAAUGCUUGUAAUAUGUUAAAGGAUGGGACAGCUGGGCCUCACUUCAUGCUUCACCUCAGUGUGUGGGCUAUGACCGAAACACUGCUGUAUCUCUUACCAUGGACAUGUGCCUUCCAGACCUCAAAGAGAUCAAGCGUGCUCUCAAGCUCUGGGUAGAAAAGACAGAAGCUAAAUCUGUUUAUAUUGCUACUGAUUCUGAGCCCUACACCAAGGAAAUACAGCAGUUCUUCCAAGAAA